Molecule: messenger RNA, 435 nt
Organism: Miscanthus lutarioriparius
Lineage: Eukaryota; Viridiplantae; Streptophyta; Magnoliopsida; Poales; Poaceae
Source: the annotation of a GenBank genome assembly
AUGCCGUCUUCGUGUUUGCCCUUGGUCGUCUUCCACCACCAUCCUCACGGUCACGGCCAGGAGGAGGACGCUAACGAUGAGGAGAUGCUAAUGUUCAGCGUAUCCAAGCGAAGCCUGCACGAGAACGUGGAGCAUGGCCUUCUAGCUGCAGGCAACAGCAUGUGCUGGACCACUCCACAGGGUUGGAUACUCCUCCUCGCCCAGGAUCAUGGCACGAUGCCUUCUUCGGCUCGUCUAUGGAACCCUUGCCUUGGCGACAAACUCCCCUUACCAGAUAUCGGAGAGGAGCACCAGAUGCCAUACCACUGCAGGUGCCUCCUCUCCCACAAGGACCCAACUCACCCAGGAUGUGUCAUCGUGCUCUUCAAUGACACCGCGCCUGAUCUCUGGUACUGCCACACCGCCGGUGGCGGCGACAACAGCAGCAGUUUUUAG